CACAACGUGCCCCUCCCGAAUCUCAUUCCACGACAGCCGCCGCAUGUGUGAUUGAGGCCGAUAACCUCCUUUGUUCAUCCGUUCGCUCAAAGGCGGGAACAGGAGGCUCAAUCGCUCUCAGUCACCACCGCGGAACCCCUGUCUUCGCCCCCCUUGUCUCCUUCUGCUUCCACUUUUACCGCGAUUCUCUAUGUCUGUUGCUGCUGCGGUCAACCCAGAUACCGUCCGGGAGAUGCUGGAAUGGGAGAUCGUGCCGGAGGACUGGUGGAAGACCUCUUUCAGGGCGAUAUCAUGGUCGUUCAAGACAAAGCCAGGAUACCCCCGCCCCCCUCACUAUCACAACCUCCUCGCGCGCGGGCGACGUCGUAGGAUCACGGUCGAUACCCACCCACCCGAGGAGGACGUCGAUCUCAACGAUGGGCUCAGUGGCGUGCGCGCGGCGCAGGAGGCCCUCGAGCGCUACGAGGUGGAGGUCUCCAUACUGUCGCAAGACGACCUCGCGGGGCAUGAUUUACCCGCGCACCGCUGCCUCACCGCUCUAGGCAGGGAGAACUGGGACGAGAAGGUGCGAGAGCUCUUGGGCGGCAUUUUACAGCCGGGCUCGUUGCCGGAGGUCGAAGCGCCCUCCCCCGACGACCCCCUGUGGGACCUCAACCGGCUCGACACCCUUUCUCCCCCUCCCGGCACCCCAAGUACUGCUGCGUUCACCGAUUCGGACAACUCGGUCGAUUCUGAGCCGCUACCUUCGACCCCGAAGCCGAACAAGGCGUCCUAUGCCCGUGUGGUGUCCAGUGAGACUCCUACGUCCCCGACGGUCCUUUCACCUCUUCCCUCGAAGCUGUUGAGCGCAGCGGCCCUAACUUUCAUUCCUUCGACUCCGAAUGGCCCCAGCAUACGCGAGGCCGUCACUCCGCCCCUCACUGCCGCUUCAAAUUCGUCCGGUGACUCACCCUUCUCUUCUCCGACAUACAAUUUCCAUUUCCCCUCGCUCAAGACUGCUUCUCCUGCCGAUCGCCGGGAAUCCCGUUCACUUCCUCCCUCUUUGCAGAAGGACGAAAGCGGAUUUUACGUCGAAGUUGCCGAGGAUGCCCCGAGCGGUGCCACUCAGAGCCUGAACGCCACUCGAAGUACCACGCCUCGUCGCCCCUCCGCUGCAUUCCUUCCCGCAUUUCUCACGGACGGAUCGCCAAGUCCCCGCCCUCGCAACUCCAAGACUCGCGAAAUUGUCGACCGGCUGCGCUCCUCGGGCAGCUCGGGCUCGAAUCGUAAGGCGAAGAAGGCGGAACGUAAUCGCAGGCAACCGUCUGGGUCGACCUCCAAGGACGACGAGUCUAACGCACCUGCUUCGGCGGAUGCCAAGAACGCUUCCCGUGAAACUGUGGCGGAUGCGGACGGAUGGAUCACCGGCGUAGUGAGCGAGGACACCUCACCAUGCCUCAUUGUCACUGACGAUGGCUGGAUCACUCAGGGCAACGCGCGUCCUCAGCAGCAGCCCCAGCAGCAGUCAUCCGAGCGCUCGAAGUCCAAGCAUACGCACGGACAUAAGCGUUCCUCUGGCAGCAUCGCGCAGUCCACUACCUCCACCUCCUCGUUCGCUCCCGGUUCGCACGCGUCCAACCUCGGCGCCUCGCGCACGCCUGCUCGCGGCGCGGUUCCCCUUCCUGCCAUGCCACAACUAUAUCCUGGGGUCUACCCCGCUGUACCAUAUGGCGCGCCAUACGCUGGUGGGAACCCCGCUGCGUUCGCGCAGAUGCAGUACCCCAUGCAGGGCAGGGGCCCGCAGUGGCCGAUGAACUUCCAAGGAGGGAUGUACCCUAUGUACCAACCAUUCGGGGUGAUGCCUUCCGCGCCGUACGGGAUGGUGCCCGUCGCGCCUCCGCUUUCGCAACCGUCCACAUUCUUUGACGGGAAGGGCAAGCAGGGGAGUGCCCUGGUGCAAUAGGAAUCAUAUUAUCACGACGCCUCUCUGUUAUGCUCUUUUCCCCCCUCUUGCGUUUCUUGUCCCAUGUAGUAGUUAGCAGUCUGCAGUAUGUACACCCUUCGCCUCUCGCUACACCUCACCCCCACCUCUCGAUGCUUCGUUCUCGUACCCCGGACCGGUCCCGUUCCCACUCACCCCGCCCACAGCCAUACUUGAGUAUCCACAUCGCAGUUCUGAUUGUUGUUCUCUGUCGUCGUCGAGCCUUGGUAUUAUUGAUAUCGCCUUCGUUCUCUCCGCCUCUCACCCUGUCCCGCC
Trametes versicolor FP-101664 SS1 is the source of this 2236-nucleotide messenger RNA. RefSeq lists its product as uncharacterized. The transcript is spliced from 2 exons. Lineage: Eukaryota; Fungi; Basidiomycota; Agaricomycetes; Polyporales; Polyporaceae. The coding region runs from base 191 to 1942 and encodes 583 amino acids. The record is from RefSeq and is a predicted model, not a curated record.